GCGGCGCCUGCGCAGUCGCAGCCUGCAGUUCGCCCUUAGGACAGACGUCUGUUUUACCUUGACUCCCGCUGUCCGCUCGAGCCGGUCUGUGCUCAGUGUCUUGUGUACAUUCUUGCAAGCGACGGCGCCAUGAGUAUGACUUCCAGCGUACGAGUUGAAUGGAUUGCAGCGGUUACCAUUGCUGCUGGGACAGCUGCAGUUGGUUAUCUAGCUUACAAAAGAUUUUAUGUCAAAGAUCAUCGCAACAAAUCUAUGGUAAACCCUCACAUCCAGAAAGACAACCCCAAGGUAGUACAUGCUUUUGACAUGGAGGAUUUGGGAGAUAAAGCUGUGUACUGCCGUUGUUGGAGGUCCAAGAAGUUCCCACUCUGUGAUGGCUCUCACACAAAACACAAUGAAGAAACUGGAGACAACGUGGGACCUCUGAUCAUUAAGAAAAAAGACACUUAAAUGGACACUUUUGAUGCUGCAGACCAACUUGUCAUGUUUCCUGAUCAUUUAAUUAGAAUGAGUACCACUUGUGUCUAAUUCACCUCCCCUGGGUUCUAGAUGUGGUAUAUUGCAAACUACAGCUUUCGUAUUCGCGGCAUUUGCCUUACUUGUUGAACCAUUGUGGUGCACGUUUGUUGAAACAAAAAAAAAAGGAAAAAGGAAAAUCCAGUCUCAUGGACUGUGGGUUACUUUGGUCUUGUAAGGAUCCGUUUCUUUACAUUUAAAUAUGACAUUACAAUAUAGUUGUAUGGCGAAGUUAACGUAUUAAAUUAUUCUCAAAAUCA
This is a messenger RNA of Lagenorhynchus albirostris (white-beaked dolphin), 776 nucleotides long. It is a transcript of the gene CISD1, whose product is annotated as CDGSH iron sulfur domain 1. Gene Ontology annotation, cellular component: mitochondrial outer membrane; intracellular membrane-bounded organelle. The coding region runs from base 130 to 450 and encodes 106 amino acids. The record is from RefSeq and is a predicted model, not a curated record. The transcript has 3 exons. Gene Ontology annotation, molecular function: 2 iron, 2 sulfur cluster binding. Lineage: Eukaryota; Metazoa; Chordata; Mammalia; Artiodactyla; Delphinidae. Gene Ontology annotation, biological process: regulation of autophagy.